Messenger RNA from Toxorhynchites rutilus septentrionalis, 2423 nucleotides. RefSeq lists its product as uncharacterized. The record is from RefSeq and is a predicted model, not a curated record. The transcript is spliced from 2 exons. Lineage: Eukaryota; Metazoa; Arthropoda; Insecta; Diptera; Culicidae. Bases 399 to 2330 code for a protein of 643 amino acids.
UGGAAAGGUUAGUUUAGCAAAGAAAGUGGUAAAGUUAGUAUCGCCGUCAGAAAACUCGGAAUUGGACUAUUAAAAUUCAACCAAGUCACUGGCUGGGAAAAGUGCGCGCGAAAACUUGUUUCGAGUUCGCUUGUUUCAAUCACCGAGUGCAAAAAUCGUUAAGAAAAAAUUAUGAAUAAUCGCAGCGAAUUGAGAGCAGUUUCCACAACGGGAUAAUAAAAUGCUACGCAGUGUUAUGGAGGUUCAGUGUAAAUUCCAAUAAUACGUGAAACGAUUUGGAUCGGCAUAAAUUUUGGCCGUUUUCGGCAGACAAUAGAAUUGCUGUGGAAUUUAUUAGGUGGAUAAAUUGAGAAACAGAAAAAAAAACACGACACAACACCAUUGCUUUAUAUAUCACCAUGGAUUAUCGGUUACUCACAUUCACGCUUCUCGUCUUCAUAUGCUCUGUAAUCGCAGUGGACAUUUUAAGCGAAAGCAGCGUGGGAUCGAACACCAAUCAAGAGGUUAGCAACACAGCCAAACCACAAACGGACGACGAACGGCAACCAGAGCCUCAUCAUAGGCAGAAACGUCAUGACAUAGAGAUUCAUCGAGUAAUAAAACGAAGACCAAAACCUCCUCCUUCGCAGUUCAGAGGACGGAAACCCCGACCACCAAGGCGACCAUCGAAGCCAAAAGUGAAAUAUGGACCACCGAAUGUUCAUUAUCCGCCCCUGUCUCACUAUACCCCGCAGGGAUAUGAUGAUUCUUUCAGUAACAGUUACGAUGAUUCAGAUCAUAACUCGUUUGCGGAACCACCAGUAAGCUAUGGUAAUCCAAUCCACCCUUCACCGGCCUUUGGUUCGCCGCACUUUGCUUACGGCCAAGGGACAACGUCAUACCAAGGUUCAAGCUACGGAAAACCUAGCUAUGGAGGUCAAGCGAACUUUGAAGAUUUCGAUAAGCACUCGUUUAGUUUAUCCAAUUUAGAUGGGAUUGAUGCAGCUAAAUUACUUAGCUAUUUAGGAAACGCAUCAGGUAAAUUGCCUGGAGGUCUCAAAGCAACAACUCUCAUCAAUGGUAAGCAGACAUCCUAUCAUCCGUCGUCAUUGUUCACGAAGGAUGAGCCAAAUUAUUAUCCCCAUAAAGAUUCAUCAGGCUAUACACGCCUAACGGAGGCUGAUCACCCAAAGCACCAGUUCCCAUUAGAAGGCUAUAAGCAAGAUCCAUACAAGACACCUUUAACAUCAUAUGAAGUUCCACUUACACGCAAAAAACCUAACUUAUUUGAACCCUCGAAAGAAUACGACUCAUCCUUCAAAAAUAUGCCCGCCUCUCAUGUCACUAGUAGUAUAACCUCAACACACACCUCUUCGCACAGUACAAUUGACGAUGAUGAAGAAGAGUACAUCCCGAAUCUACCGAACCGCUACGAACAAGAACAAUUCCACAACCCUUCACAACCAAAUCCAAACAAACCUUUGACCAGUUCAAUCCAACCCAUUACAGACAAUGAUCCGUUCACCAACCUAAACUACGACGAGGUAUCGGAAUCACAAAAGAUUUCCGUGAAAACACGGGGCAAACACGCUGACACGUCGUCUGGGGAUAAUUAUUCUGUGGACUACCCACAUGUAACCCCCACGGGCAAAAGGAACAAAAUUCGACGCAAGAAAAAGCCAAAGCCAACGGUUGCUCCGGCUUCUCACAACCUUGAUACUGAUGAUCUGCGAGACGCAUAUGGUUCGAGUUCCGACUUCCAUGAAAUAGCGAUCGAUGCUGACGAGUUUCUAGAAUUCGAACCCCAGAAACAAAUAAAACAUUCCAGACCUAGGGGAGUGACGAUGAUACGCAGCGAAGACAACUCACCGACAAAUUUUGUACUGUUGUCAUCGCAAAACAAGGUCAAAGAGACUAGAUCUCCCAGUUACAGAAUAACAACGACGACUGCCUAUCCCAAGAAGACGCCAUCUGAUUCAGAGUUCAAAACUGUCGAUAUAACAUUCUACAAAUCCGUGGAACCGAAACCGAAGGUUCCAAAACCAUUGAUCGGCUUGGAUGACAUCAAUAUCCUCUCGAUUCAAAAGUCGAACUCGAAGAGCUACUACGCAGGUGAUGAGGGCAAAGAGGCGAUGUUGUAUCAGGGAUUCAUGCCGACCCGGCGAAAUGGAGCCCAGCAAAGCUUCCGUAUGGACUAUGAAAUGUUGGACGAUGAUGAAAAUGAAAAUUAUGACGACAUCAGUGAUGUUGGAACAUUCGGUGGAAAACUUUUGAACGGUAGAAUUAAGAAAGAUUUAACCAAUAAAACAGACAGUGUGAAUCGUAAAACGCCCAGAACGAAAUAUAGUUGAGGGUGAUUGUUUCGUACACUAGACGCAUAAUAUUGCUUAGUAUGGUAGCUUUAUUCGUAGAAGUAAUUAGUGCACUUUUGUUAUUUAUUAUGA